Molecule: messenger RNA, 669 nt
Organism: Symbiodinium sp. CCMP2456
Lineage: Eukaryota; Dinophyceae; Suessiales; Symbiodiniaceae
Source: the annotation of a GenBank genome assembly
AUGUCGGCAAGCAAAACGGAAAAUUUGAAUCUGUUGGGAUUUCGGUGGUGCGCACGCGCUCAGUGGCGGACGACCCGUGAUGAGAGAUGUCAUGCCAGUUCUCCGGACCCAGAUUCACAUCCAACUUGGCAUUCUCAGGACCAGUGCGCUGACUUGGCGGCAUUGCUGGCGCAAGGGGAAGAGAAUCAUGAGCUUGCGAGGCGAUUUGGCUCUGUAGCCAGUUCGCCCCCACAGCUGGAGCCAGAAGCUUUGCACGCCAGCUACACGGAGGACUUUGAUGCUGGUGCUCGCGACCGUUGGGAUGACGAUGCAGAGAACUGCUCGAUUUGUAGUGCAUUGUUGGGACGACGUCGAUUGCGGCCCCGGCACCACUGUCGCAUCUGUGGUCGCUGUGUUUGUGCAUCGUGUUCUCCAAACCUUGCGCUGAUGCCCGGCUCGGGUAGGGAGCUGCAACGUGCUUGCACUCCCUGCAUGGCCGUAGCUUACAAAGCCCCUGCGCUGAAAUCGCGCAUCUCUCAGCUAGGUGCAAGACUGCUUGGCUUGAGCAGUGCGAGCUCUUCUGCAAGAGCCGUUCCCAUAGGCAGCCUGGAUGCGAUGCUCGUUCUCUGCGAGGAUGCUAUUGGUCCUCUGGAAGGAAUGCAGACGCAACUCAUUGCUUCGCAAGCAGAG